This is a messenger RNA of Trichomonas vaginalis G3, 564 nucleotides long. RefSeq lists its product as uncharacterized. Lineage: Eukaryota; Parabasalia; Trichomonadida; Trichomonadidae. The record is from RefSeq and is a predicted model, not a curated record. The coding region runs from base 1 to 564 and encodes 187 amino acids. The transcript has a single exon.
AUGUUCGAGAAAAAGUUCAAUAUUGAAGUACAAACUUUACAGCCUUUACGUGAGUUUCUUGCACAACUGAAAGAAGAAGGUAGUCAGCCACAACUUAUAGACUUUCAUUAUGAAUUUAAUGAAAAUGAAGAUGGAACUCAUGACUGUCAGUUUGUUAUAUAUUCACCAUUCAAUGAAGUCGCUAAAAAGAAAGAAAAUCCAUUACGUAUAAGGUUUCAAAUCUCUGAACCCAAUGAAGACUUCAAGAAUGUUUUCAAUUAUGAUGCAAUACUUCCGAGGAAAAAUGAAUUUUCAAAGAUUGUAACACCUGGCAUUUGGGAUAGAAAGCAAGCUAUAUUAUAUUCAAACUUAAGUAAGGGAGUUGAAAAUGAGUUCAUUGGUCAUACAAGAACUUCACCACUUCCUAACCCUAAAUACUAUAAAUUAACUGGCUUCAAUCGUGAGUUUUGGAUAGACAUGUUCUCCACUCAUGACCAUAAGUGCCCAGUGUUCUUACCUCCAGAUGGGAAAGAUUGUUUAUACAUUGAAGCACAAUUGUUAAACUCUACAAUAGCUGUAUUGUAA